AUCCACACAAUUAAGAGAUCUAGAAAAGCUUACUUCUAUCUCUCAUCUGUAUUUAGCUUCUUGGAUUUCUAACAUCUAACCCAAGAGAAUAGCCACUCUUUUCAAGUUUUUAAGAGUGAAUGAUAUAUAAAUUAUACGCGUCAAUUUUUCCCUCUCUCUAUAACGGCCUAAUUCUAUUCCUAUAUAUAUUGCUGUCAUCUCUUGCGUACCACUUUUUUGUUUCAGAAAAGUUUCUUCGUAAGUUGAAGAAAACAUUUGUCCUUUUUUUUUGUUGGAUAUGCAAAUCAAGAAGUCUUUCUCAAUGUCCUCUCGCACAGGAAGAGAUUUGCAGAGAUACAAUCAUGGUUGUCGUCAAGUUGUUGGAUGCAUUCCGUACAGAUGCAAGAAAACGGACCAACCAUCUUGUGUUCAGGGUACCCCAGUUGAUGAUUUGGAAUUUUUAUUAAUCAGCUCGCAGAAGAAUCCAAGAAUGAUGUUCCCUAAGGGUGGUUGGGAAAUUGAUGAAUCAUUAGAAGAGGCAGCUUCACGAGAGACAUUUGAAGAAGCUGGAGUAGUUGGUGAGGUUGAGGUUCAGGAAUACUUAGGUACAUGGAGUUUCAAAAGCAAAAGCCAAGGUACAUUUCAUGAGGGGCACAUGUUUCCUUUGCGUGUCACUGAGGAACUAGAUGAUUGGCCUGAGAAAACCGUCCGUCGACGUUUAUGGGUGAAUUUUAGUGAAGCAAGGGAAGUAUGUUGGCAUCCGUGGAUGAAAGAAGCAUUAGAUGUCUUUGCUUCUAAGCUUUCGAAGAGAAAAGAAGGGCCUCAGAUAUUCCAUUUAUUGUCAGAUGAAGGUACUGUUGUGUGCUGUAGCUAAGCCAACCAAGAAGCAAGCAAGCAUUCUUCAAUGAAGAGCCAAGCAUUAGGGGCCGCAGCCAAGCAAAUUACUACUCUGUGUUCAGAGCAGAACCGAGAAUGAACACCAAAGCCAAGUGUUAGAACAAGCUAUUGGGUCCGGUCCACCCAUAA
This is a messenger RNA of Nicotiana tabacum (common tobacco), 1005 nucleotides long. RefSeq names its product nudix hydrolase 18, mitochondrial. Gene Ontology annotation, molecular function: pyrophosphatase activity. The record is from RefSeq and is a predicted model, not a curated record. Gene Ontology annotation, cellular component: nucleus; cytoplasm. NCBI's taxonomy places the organism in Eukaryota, Viridiplantae, Streptophyta, Magnoliopsida, Solanales, Solanaceae.